Messenger RNA from Platichthys flesus (European flounder), 2338 nucleotides. RefSeq names its product EF-hand domain (C-terminal) containing 2 (gene efhc2). Gene Ontology annotation, cellular component: microtubule. NCBI's taxonomy places the organism in Eukaryota, Metazoa, Chordata, Actinopteri, Pleuronectiformes, Pleuronectidae. The coding region runs from base 1 to 2238 and encodes 745 amino acids. Gene Ontology annotation, biological process: regulation of neuron projection development. The record is from RefSeq and is a predicted model, not a curated record. The transcript has 16 exons.
AUGUCUUUACCGUUUCUACCUGGAACCUCCAACAAUAAACAGUGGUUGAGAUGGGUUCUUCCUCCUGUUCUUCAGCUGGGGAAGGAGCGAUUCCACAAGUCCCAGCACUUUGACUAUUCCAAUGGACUCCCGAUGAUGGUGGGCUGCGAGAAGCCAGGCAUCGGAGGAGAGCUGCUGAUGGGACAGAAGGUUAAACCCAACUGGUCGGCGCUCCCCAGCAGAAAGGGCACUGGUCUGGCAUCAUGGGUGGCCUACGACAAACAGGUCCUGUCCUUUGCAGCGUACUUUGAGGAGGCUGUGCAGGGGGACGAGGGGGUGAUGAACAAAGUCAGGGAGUGUAAGAUCUUCUUCUACCUGGAGGACGACACCAUGCAGGUGGUGGAGUCCAACCUGAAGUACACCGCCUUCCCUCAAGGAACUUUUAUUCAUCGUCAACGUGUGCCGCUGCCCCCCCCGGACCACGACCAGUUCUACAAGGCGUUCCACUUCAACAUCAACCAGCAGAUGGUGCUCUUCUCUCGCACAUUCACCGUGACCAGCUGUGACCUCUUCACCAGGAACUUUCUCACCAAACUUGGGGUGAUUCUGAAUGAACCCGCGACUGUGCCCGACGACCCCUACAGCAAGCUGCGGGAGCAGAUUGAGACGAUGAAUCCUCUCCGGCCUUUAGAGAGGCAUGACACGCUGAAGCAGUUCCUGGACUACGACGGUCAGGUCCUGCGUUUCCGCUGCUUCUGGGACGACAGCGACAGCAUGUUCGGAGACGCACAGGACUUCACGCUGCACUACUUCCUGUCUGACGACACCAUCGAGAUCCUGGGGGUCCCGGUCCCCAACUCCGGCAGAGACAACACGCCCAAGUUCCUGCACCGCUGCAAGCUGCCGAAGCACGGCCCGGCCCAGAUGAAGCUGCCUGGACACAUCACCGACCGCACGAUGCUCAAUGUCAUCGACUCGAAGGUUCGAGGACAGCGCUUCAUGCUGGACAGCACCAAAGCCGGAGCCUACCGUGAGGAGUUCUAUAAGGACAUUGAUCUGAAUGUAGGUGGGGAGGUGAAUGUGUUUGGUAGGAGGUUCCUCCUCAUUGACUGCGACGACUUCACCAAAUGCUACUACCGUUCCAAAUACGGCAUCGACGACGUCCCCCCGAUCCAGCCCAGAACUCCCCCUGCCAUCAAACCCCCGAGGCUGAUGCCCCCCUACAACGGCUUCGGCUCAGAGGAGGACUCGCUCAGCUUCUGCCGGGGCCUGCUGCCCAAGCCACGGCAGAAAGAUUUCCAGAAAUUCAUGGAGAAGGACAGGAAGGUGAUGACCUUCCACGCCAAGAUUGUGACCACGGAUCCCAUCGUCAGCGAGCGGCUGUUCAUCGUCUCCUACUUCCUCAUCGAUGACACCAUCAAUGUGUACGAGCCCAUCCAGAGGAACUCAGGCAUCCCCGGCGGCAGGUUCCUGGAGCGGGUCCGUGUGAGGAAGCCCGGCCAGCAGCUGUUCACGAGCGAGCCUCCUCAGUUCUUCGAGGCUCAGGACCUGUACGUGGGAGCGAGCGUCUGCAUCAACAACGUGACCUUCCGUCUUCUUGAUGCUGAUGAAUACACCUUCAGUUACAUGGAGCAGCGCCCCCUGGAGUUCCCUCAAGCCAACGUGGGAAACGUCCUCAGUAAACUAGGAUCCCUUCCAGAGGAGAAGCUGAGUGAGAUGAGGAGGUCUCUGACUCUCAGUGACCCUGGAGACACCGGCUUCAUCUCCUACCAGUCGCUCAGUGGCCUGCUGAUGAAGCUGAGCUGUGAUCUGUCGGAGCAUGAGAUGCUGGUGCUGGGCAGAAGGUUCUGUGUUCACGAGCAGCCCGAGGAGGACGGGCGUCUGAUGCUGGCCGUGGUCCAGGACCUCCUCAUGAAGAAGAACUUUGAUGCUUUCUCCGAAAUGACCAGUUCCCUUGAGUACCGCGACCGACAAAAAACCGGCCGACUCUCCACCACAGAGACCAGGAGCGUCUGUAAGGGAUCCAGACUUCCUCUGCCUGAGAACCUGCUCGCUGGUCUGCUCAGCAGGUUUGCAGACGGAGAUGAGAUCGACUACCUGGCCUUGAUGUCCGGGAUCAACUGGGUGGAGCAGCCUGCCCCCCCCGCGAUGCCUGACGACACCUUGAAGCUGCUCUUCACCUCGUCGGGUUCUAGAACCAAACUAGAGGCUCAGUCUCGGAUCAGGUUCUCUUCUCUUCUCCAACAUCUCACAGUUUGACGUCUGCAGCAUCGUGACCCAGCAGCCGUCAGCUCCUCGUAGAUCCAUGGUGGGAUCCUCUCAACGCUCUCCUACCUGAAUUAAAGAACUCUGCACCAAC